Molecule: messenger RNA, 231 nt
Organism: Linum trigynum
Lineage: Eukaryota; Viridiplantae; Streptophyta; Magnoliopsida; Malpighiales; Linaceae
Source: the annotation of a GenBank genome assembly
AUGGUGCCAGCAAUAUCAAUCAACAAGGCACCGGCACCGACGAUAAUGAUGGCGGCGACGCUCGAGGGCUGCAGCGAGCAAGGAUCGAUGGCUGGAGGCGGCGGUGGAGAGAGACCCAUGGCGGGUCAAAGUUUAGGCUCGAGCGGGCCCAAUUAUGCUCCUAGGAUCCUUCCCACUCCGAUAGCCGAAGAGCUCGCAGCGCUUCGCUGCAAAAUGAAGAUGUCGGGCUAA